UCCAGCUGGUGUAGCGAGCGUAUACAUAGAUAGCAUGUCGUCCAGUCUGGCAACAUUGCCGUGUUCCUCUCACCGCCAUGAAAAAGCAACCCAUAACCGGGUUCCAUGCACUCAAGUCGCACAUUUAUCUUCCCAAAUGCGUCAUUGCGGCGGAUGGAUACUCCAGUCAUCUGGAAAUCUCUUCCCAGACGUCGGUCGUGCGCAGUAUGAUAUGCCGCCAUCUGGCACCGACGUCUUCCAAGAAGCACGUUACCGACCGGCGUCGUCUUCGGAUCGGUUCGUCUGUUGGACACGAUCGAUUCACCGUGAGCUUUUGAUCGCAUACCGGGCCGUGACGACUUGACGAAUGGGUCAUCAGUUCCUCUCGUCCAUAAUAAUGACCUGCCAUCCAUGUCGCUGCACGUGCGUCCGGCGCUGGAUCGACGCAGGUAUUCUUGGGCAGCAGUGCGCGUGUUGUGCAUGGGUGGUGCCUGUCCAGAAGAGAUGAGAUGUAUUCUCCCGACGAUGCCCGAGGAACGAGCCGCCGUCGGAAGACUGCUUGUUGAAAGCGGCAAAGAACGAGAUUGCAUUGCCGACGACACUGACUCGGAAACUCGUCGCGUGAUCGCUGUCACCGCCAGCCAACUUUCUGACCGAGCAGCACAGCCUGAGAACAGCUUGCCU
Molecule: messenger RNA, 663 nt
Organism: Zymoseptoria tritici IPO323
Lineage: Eukaryota; Fungi; Ascomycota; Dothideomycetes; Mycosphaerellales; Mycosphaerellaceae
Exons: 2
Coding region: 78-317 (79 amino acids)
Source: RefSeq, a predicted model, not a curated record